AUGAAGCUCUGGAAGAGAGCUUCCAGAGCUAUAAAAGAUCAAAACAGCAUCAUAAUCGCCAAAUUCACGCCGCGAUCAUCUCUAAGGAAUCCAGCUAUCGAAUCAGCCGUGAUCAAAGCAACAAGUCAUAACGAAUUCCACAUUGAUUAUCGCAACAGCGAUCGCGUUUUCAGAUGGAUUCGAAUUUCCCCUGGUUCACAUCUUCGUCCAUUUGCCUGGGCUUUAUGUAUUAGAAUGGAGAAAACGCGCGAUUGGGUUGUUGCUUUAAAGGGUCUUAUUUUAAUGCACGGUGUUAUGUGUUGUCGCGUUCCAAUCGUACAGAAAAUUGGUCGACUCCCUUUCGAUUUAUCGACUUUUUGCGAUGAACAUCUUUCGCCGGAUGAAGCUCGACCUUAUAAUAUUUUUGUUCGCGAUUAUUAUGCUUUCCUUGAUCAGAAAUCUGCGUUCUUCUUUAGUUUUAUCAACGAUGAAGCAAAUGAACGAACAAAAGAAAGAAAAGUUAUGUUUGAACUCAUCCGUCUCCAAAAACUUCAAAUUCUUCUCGAUAUGCUUCUCCAAAUAAAACCCGAAUCAGUUCAAUACGUCCGCGUUUUAAUUCUCGAAGCCAUGGAUUGCGUAAUCAUCGAAAUAUUCGACAUCUACAGCAAAAUCUGCACCGGAAUUGCGAAAGUUCUUCCUACAAUUGACAUAACCAACCGAUCAGAAUGUCUCAUAUCACUUAAAUUACUUCAAAAAGCAACCGAACAGGGACAAAAUCUCACAAAUUACUUUGAUUUCUGUCGUAAAAUAGGCGUUAUGAACGCGUCGGAGAAACCCCAAAUCCCGGUUAUUCCUGCGAAUGAGAUCAGAGAGCUGGAGAGAGUUGUUAAUGGUUACAACGCUGAAUUGACGACGUUUAAGAAGGAGGAGAAAGCGAUUGUGAUGAGUAAGAAGAGAACGGUGAGCGAUUUCUAUACUAUUAUAACAGAUGAAUGGGAAGUUUUUGAUGAAGAAGAUGAUGAUCAUAAAAAUGGAGGUGCAGAUAAUCAAUUGGCUAUUAUUGAAGCUUGUGGUGCAAACCCAAAUGGAAAAAAGUAUGAAGAACUACCAGACUUGAUUAGUUUCUUGUAGC
Molecule: messenger RNA, 1111 nt
Organism: Impatiens glandulifera
Lineage: Eukaryota; Viridiplantae; Streptophyta; Magnoliopsida; Ericales; Balsaminaceae
Product: putative clathrin assembly protein At1g25240
Exons: 2
Coding region: 1-1110 (369 amino acids)
Biological process (GO): clathrin-dependent endocytosis; vesicle budding from membrane; clathrin coat assembly
Cellular component (GO): clathrin-coated vesicle; clathrin-coated pit
Molecular function (GO): 1-phosphatidylinositol binding; phosphatidylinositol-4,5-bisphosphate binding; SNARE binding
Source: RefSeq, a predicted model, not a curated record